AAAAGGAGCGGCACGCGUUAAAACUCCACACCUAUCUAUGAGGAGAAUUGCGCAGACUACACACAACAUGACGUACCGGGUCCUUAGAUCUGAUAUUCCCAGGAAGCAGUAUGUGAAGGUUAAAAUGACCACUGAAGGUUUAGCAACCGAACAUUCCAUUACCGUGAAAUGCGAGCUUCCGGACACAAUCCCCAAAUCAAGUGUCCUGAACGUCAAACCAGAAGAUGUUUCCAUCCUGGAAUUCAAGCCUGAAGAUGCGAUUCUCAAAAUCAAACUUGAAGAUACUGCUAUACCAGGGCUAAAGACAGAAAAUGCUCCCCCAGGAGUCAAGCCCGAAGACGAAAAUUUUGCCAUACAAGAAGCUCUUGCGGCAGCCAAGGUGCUUAAACCCUCCACCCUGGUAAAGACGGCUGAGAAGAAACUCAAAACAGAAGAUACCAAAGCAAAACGGAGAAAAACCCAGGCAAACGAAACAAAAGGGUCUGGAACGUGCCCUCCGCAUUGGGAAGAGAUCUACAGUCACGUUUCAGCGAUGCGGAGCAAAAUCGUCGCUCCGGUCGACACGAUGGGAUGUGAACGGCUCCCUGAGAGAGUUGCGGGGAAAACCACACCGCGCAACUUCCGGUUCCAGCUCUUAAUCUCGCUCAUGAUGUCUUCCCAAACCAAGGAUGAGGUUAAUUACCAGGCGAUGCUCAGCUUGCACGAGGGGCUUAUUCUGAGGGGGUUCAAGGAGGGUCUUACCCUCGAGGCCAUUUUGGCCACAGAGGAGCGGGAUAUUGAUGCGAUGAUUAGAAAGGUUGGUUUUCACAACCGCAAGGCGUUGUAUAUCAAAAAAACCAGCGUGCUCUUGCGCGAUAACUUCAAUAGUGAUAUCCCCAAGACCAUCGAGGAGAUUGUUUCGCUUCCGGGAGUAGGCCCCAAAAUGGGCUUCUUGCUCCUCCAGAGGGCCUGGAACGUUGUCACGGGGAUUGGGGUGGACGUCCACGUAUUCCGCUUAGCUAACAUGUGGCGCUGGGUUCCGCAGAUUGCCAGGCCAACCCCUGAGCAUACCAGGGUGGAGUUAGAGAAGUGGCUCCCGCGGGAUAAGUGGAUUGAUAUCAACCCCUUGCUCGUGGGGUUCGGCCAGACGGUGUGUUUGCCCAAGGGCGCACGCUGCGACCUCUGUUCAUUGGCCAGAACCGGCUUGUGCAGCGGCGUGAACCGGAAAUUGCUCAAUAAGCCAAAGAGUACCACAUCAAAGAACAGGGGUGAUAUUUCGGGUUUGGUCGAUAUUGAAGAUUUGGCGUAGGUGUCGAUUAAAUAGGAAGUGACAUGGAUUGGUAUGCCUGAAACUACGGACUGAGAAUAUCCUAUACAGGCGGAUUAUCUGUGAUAUCGGUAAAAAUCUAACACCGUUACAAGCUUGUAUAUCCCGCUUUAAAGAGUGACCAUACGCUUAUAUAAAUAUGUAUUUGAAAACAGUAUUUGUCUUCGUCUGUGACGUCGAUGCACUGCUAGAUAGUAUUUCUAAAUGUGUGCCAGGAAGAUCAAUUAGACUAGGCAAAAUUCUU
This is a messenger RNA of Babjeviella inositovora NRRL Y-12698, 1550 nucleotides long. It is a transcript of the gene NTG1, whose product is annotated as bifunctional N-glycosylase/AP lyase. Gene Ontology annotation, molecular function: DNA binding; oxidized pyrimidine nucleobase lesion DNA N-glycosylase activity; DNA-(apurinic or apyrimidinic site) endonuclease activity. Gene Ontology annotation, biological process: base-excision repair, AP site formation; nucleotide-excision repair; base-excision repair. Gene Ontology annotation, cellular component: nucleus. The transcript has a single exon. The record is from RefSeq and is a predicted model, not a curated record. NCBI's taxonomy places the organism in Eukaryota, Fungi, Ascomycota, Pichiomycetes, Serinales. Bases 68 to 1288 code for a protein of 406 amino acids.